Messenger RNA from Penaeus vannamei (Pacific white shrimp), 1537 nucleotides. The record is from RefSeq and is a predicted model, not a curated record. NCBI's taxonomy places the organism in Eukaryota, Metazoa, Arthropoda, Malacostraca, Decapoda, Penaeidae.
AUGGGUGUUGCCUUGCACCUAGGCCUAGCAGCUGCCUUACUUUCUGGCCUCGUACCUUACUUGCCCAGCCCAAGUACUUUCCCCUCGAGCAAGUCCGCCGGAAGUACGGACACCCCACAAAUUAGAAGCUGCAAUGACAAUGGUUUGAGGAUUGAAUGCUUUAUUGCCGGUGACAACAACACAACCACAGGGGCGUACAAGAAAAGAAUAUUUGACGAAUAUAACAGUCAAAUAGGUUGCCACGGUAGUACGGCGCAAUUAAGAGGAGAUUCGGAACGGGGCUUUGAGUGGAACCAGAAGAGGCCGAGUGGAUCUGACAGGUGUGCACCCCCAAGAACAAGGCGUGUCGUGCAUCAUGAGUCCGUCGUUCGCAGGGAGCAUGCAGCAGUCACAAGGGUCUUUAGGUCCUCUGGUCCGGGGCUCUCGGAUGCUCUCAGGAAGUUCCCCGUCCGCCUCAGACUCGGGGAGCAUUUCGGCGAUGUCAGUCUGCGUCGGUCCCCCUCGCAGCCUUGUUGGAGGUCGGUCUCACCGCUUCCAGAAAAAAAGAUGCGUCUGGUUGCCGUGUGUCUAUGGCUGGUGGCAGGGACGGUGGUGUCACUGGAGAACGGUGGGGGCAUCCUCCAUGAGGAACAUUUUCCACCCCUUCACCUUAAUUGUAGCCAGAGCCUCACAGACCUGAUCUUGCUGCGCCAAGAAAUCCAGCUGAAAGAACUGAAGGAGGAGGAGAAAGCGUCUGCAGGGAUCUUGAGGGAGAUGGCGGACAUCUUGACUGAUAUCAAAAAUACUUUGAGGCAGAACCGCACGUCAGGAGUAUCUUGCCCAGACAACUUUAUGAACUUCGGGGACACUUGUUUAUACCUUGCCAAGGACAAGGACGUAAACUGGGAAACUGCUCGGGUCUACUGCCAGGGCUUGGGAGGAGACUUGGCCGUGUUCCGAGACGCCAAUGCAUACGCAGAUGCUCUUGGCUACGUUAAGGCUUCAGGCAUUGAUGGGUCGUCGGAUGUGUGGGUGGGCGCGAACGACCUCUCACUGGAGGGGGAGUGGAAGUGGGUGACGGGUGAAGACAUGCCAAGAGGAACUCCCUUUUGGGGACAUCAUAAUAACAAUCGCGAACCGACUGGUGGAGCAUCGCAGAACUGUGGCUUCCUAAAGGGCAACGACGGCUUCCUGAUCCACGACGCACCCUGUGAUUGGAAGCGCAACCCUCUCUGCCAGAAGAAGCACGAUCAAGGACAUGUAUCGGAUUAAGUCUCUCUCUUCAUCGGAAGGAGUUUAUGUUAAGCGAAAGGAAGCAAAUGACAUAGCGACCUUCAUAAUGUGUAGAAUACCUGCGUUUUGCACACACAGAACACAUAUAUAGGAAUAGAUAUCUAUGCGUAUACCCAUUUCCAUGUGUUAAAAUGCAGUCACAGGGUUCAUUCUGUAGUACCUUUUCGUGUAUAUUUUUUCGGAUGUGCUUAUUGCCAAUGUUAUAGAAUUUUUAGAGAACUCUUCCAUUAUUCCCCGCUUAUGAAUAAAAUCCCAGCUGCAAAAA